AAGUGUGGACAUGUUCUGAAAGUUCAGAGUCCCAUGGCUAUCAAUAGACGCCGCGACACACCCAACCUUCCCGGAACCGAUAUGAUGUAAGAAUAACAGGACACAAAGUCAUGCUUGUCUCACCGACUCGUAGCCCCGGAGGACACGACGCGUCCCGUCGCUUCCUCUCGCCUGCAUGCACUGCAUCAUGUCCGGAAUGGACCUUUUGUCUCACAAUUUAUCUAUUCCCGUCCGGCAUGGCGAUCUUUCCGCACAAUAAGCUGGGCAUGGCGAUCUCUCGCAAUGACGAGGAUGGCGCUCGCUGGCGCCACAUGCUCGUCAACAAGACUUGCAAGCGGGAUCGGCGGAUCGGCGUUCCGCGGUGCUUGCUGAUCCCGCCAAGUCGCUUGGCCGCAACGCGCGCAACACCCCGAUAGUUGCGGCGCAGAUCAGAUUGUCCGCAGCCGAGCCAGCCGAGCGCCGUUGCGUCAUCGCCACUCGGCUCGUCUCCGCAUACCGCAUACCGCACCGCCAUCGCCGAGUUGCCGCACCCGUGACUCAAGUCCGCUACCGUGU
This is a messenger RNA of Cutaneotrichosporon oleaginosum, 555 nucleotides long. RefSeq lists its product as uncharacterized. The record is from RefSeq and is a predicted model, not a curated record. Lineage: Eukaryota; Fungi; Basidiomycota; Tremellomycetes; Trichosporonales; Trichosporonaceae.